Paramecium tetraurelia is the source of this 1630-nucleotide messenger RNA. RefSeq lists its product as uncharacterized. The record is from RefSeq and is a predicted model, not a curated record. NCBI's taxonomy places the organism in Eukaryota, Ciliophora, Oligohymenophorea, Peniculida, Parameciidae. The transcript is spliced from 8 exons.
AUAGUAGAUAAUCUCAAAAAAUAAUUUUGGGUAAAAAUUGAUUUAAAAGUUCGAUUAAAUAAGUGAGAUCAUUCAAUUGGGGUAAAAUGAAUCUAUUAAAAUAUUCGACAAUUUCAUAAUUCAGUUUGAUUUAAUUUAAUAGAGAAUGAAUGAUUUGUUUUCUAGUAUGAAGGAGUCUAUUAAAUUGAUUUUUUAAAUCCAGAAGACUGAAGAUGAUAGAUUUCUAUACAUUAUCAAAAAUAAUUCAAAUCCAUUUGAAUGCUCUUCAACAGAAUUAGAUUACAUAGUGAAAAUAAUAGAAGGUAAUAUUUUUGAGGAUCACAAUUUAAAAAAAAAAUAAGCUUCCUCUGAACUUAAUGAGGCAAUUGAGAGUUUGAGUAAGGUGCUGUUUAUAGCUUAAGAAUAAAGAAAGUUCAUUUAAAAUAUCGAGAAUUAAUUCACGAAAGUCAAUAAAGAAAAAAGUAUAAUUACUUUGAAAGGAUUUUAGAAAUCGAAAAAUACAUUAGAACAAACCACUUUUAAUCUCAUUAUUUCUAAUGAAGGAAAUUAAGUUUAUCAAAAGGAUGGUUAGAUACUUAGAAUAGAAACGAAGUAACCAUAAAGUUCAAAGGAUGAAUAAAUAUUAAAUAAUAUAGAAUAGAUUAAAAAUUUAUAAUUUAUAGGAGGGUACGGUGCUGAUGGAUAAAAAAUUAAUUUAUGGCACUAUUUUUGGAAGGGAGAAAAAAUUGGAGGAGGUGUCUAUAGUGAAAUUGGUUAAAAAUAAGGAAUGUGGCAAGAUAUAUGUGAAAAUUAUUGGGAUAAAAAAAAUGUGGUAGAGGAAGGUUAAUAUGAAGAUGGAAAAAGAAUUGGCGCCUGGAAUUUCAUUUAUAAUAAUUAAAAUAUUGGAGGGGGGUAAUACGAUAAUGAAGGAUAUGGAACUAAAAAAGGAAAUUGGAUUGAGUUAGCUGAUUAAUUUAUGAAUCAAUCUUAAGUCUUUACUAGUGGUCGGUAUCAUAAUAAUAAGAAAAUUGAUCGUUGGGAUAUUAUAUUUAGGGGUUAAUCGAUUGGUGGUGGAUCUUAUGAAUAUUAGCUUGAGGGAGAUUCAAUUAAAAUAGGGAAGUGGAUUGAAUUGAACGAUAGAUUUUAUGAUGAUUCCUAAGUCACUCAUGUUGGAUUAUAUUGUAAUGGUAAAAAAGUUGGUAAAUGGGAUGUAUAUUAUCAGGAGAAUUAUGGUGAUAAAACAAAUCAUUAAAUUGGUGGUGGAUAAUACGAAGAUUAGUUAGAUGGAGAUUAAAUGAAAAUUGGAAAGUGGAUUGAGUUGAAUGAUGGAUUUUAUGAUAAUUCACAAGUAACAAAUGUUGGUGAAUAUAAAAAUGGGAGAAAGGUUGGCAAAUGGGUUAUUAUGUAUAAGGGAUAAGAGAUUGGUGGUGGUUCUUAUGAAUGUUGGGCAAAGGGAGAUUCAAUUAAGAUAGGAACAUGGAUUGAAUUGAGCUAUGGAUUUUAUGAUGAUUCUUAAGUCACCUAUGUGGGUGAAUAUUAGAAUGGUAAAAAAGUCGGUAAUUGGGAUAUUUGUUAUAAGUUUUAUCUUUUCGAAACACAAAACAUUAUUAUGUAAAGAUAGAUUAAAUCUAAGUGGUGGAGGAGUGUAUGA